Eucalyptus grandis is the source of this 2318-nucleotide messenger RNA. RefSeq names its product protein ACCELERATED CELL DEATH 6. The record is from RefSeq and is a predicted model, not a curated record. NCBI's taxonomy places the organism in Eukaryota, Viridiplantae, Streptophyta, Magnoliopsida, Myrtales, Myrtaceae. Gene Ontology annotation, molecular function: protein phosphatase regulator activity; protein phosphatase 1 binding. The transcript is spliced from 4 exons. The coding region runs from base 236 to 2056 and encodes 606 amino acids. Gene Ontology annotation, cellular component: plasma membrane.
CCCCACUAAAAGAAGAAGAAAACAAUAGUCUUAGAGGCAGUAAAGAACGAGAUAGAGUCGAGAAAACAAAAAUUGAGAACGGGAAGAAAUUAGUGGGGAAAGGAGAAGAUAGUCAACAGGGCUUCAAUAUCUUCAAGUUCUUGAAAAUCGCGGAUAAUGAAAUCUGGGAGCAAAGAAGGGCCAGAUUGAAAGCACUGGAGUGGUUAAACAAACCACACCGCCCGGCAGAGUUCAAAUGGCAGGUGAGUCCGGGGAAGGCGACGUUGACAACUUCAUUGAAGCCCCGGGAAAGUAUUCCGCCGAAGAGAGGGGUCCCCUUGUCCGAGAUUAUAAACGUACAGGACCCUUCUGGGAAAUUGUUCCUCCACAUCGCAGCAGGCAUCAAGAAUGGCUCAUCCGCGACAUGCGGCGCACCACCAAGGCGAACUUCCAAGGGGACACCGCCCUCCACGUCGCGGCGAGAGCCGGAAAGAUCCACACAGCCAAACUUCUCCUCGACAGCGACGGGAUCGUGGGCAUGGCGAAUAACGCGGGCAACACGGCGUUGCAUGAAGCUGUGAAGAACAGUCACUACGAGUUGACUCGGAUGCUCCUGAAUCGAGGGUCGAAUUUGGUGUAUGAGGAGAACAGAGAGCGUAAGUGCCCGUUGUACUUGGCGGUCGAGAUGGGAGACUUGAGGAGUCUUGUGCUUUUGAUGGAAGCGGUGGAUGGGGAGAAAGUCUCUCUACUGGAAGGCAUGUCACCGGUCCACGGAGCUGUGAUGCACGAAAGGAUAGAAAUGCUGAAAGAGAUGUCAAAGCAAAAGAAAGAGCUAUUUUACUUGAGUGAUGUUGGGGGUGGUACUCCCCUCCAUCUUGCAGCAUACGCGAAUUACAUCGAUGGAGUUAAAUUCUUGGUCAAUGAGUUCACUUCGAGCGCUGUUGAAUAUGACAAAGAGGGCUAUCUUCCGAUCCACAUUGCGUGCAAGAUGGGUCAUCUCGAAACAAUCAAGGAAUUGAUUCAACAUUGGCCAUUUCCGGAAGAGUUGCUAAAUUUUAAGGAAGGGCAAAAUAUACUUCAUGUUGCGGCAAAGUACGGAAGGGCCUCUAUAGUGAAGUACAUACUUGGUAAUCUCGAGCUUGAGAAGCUCAUAAAUGUGAAAGACAAGGAAGGAAAUACACCUCUACAUCUAGCCACAUUGCAGUGGCAACCUGAGGUUUUAUUGUCUCUCACCAGGGACAACAGAGUGGAUCUUAAGCUUGUAAACAAUGGCAACUUGACGGCUCUCGACAUUGUAGACGAGCAACUAAAAAAAGUCGAUGCUCCACUUCAACAGAGCAUAACACGAACAAUCUUAUUGUCUGCUGGAGCCCCCAGAAGCAAAGACAAAGCAAUUUGCCAAUCAAAAGACUUAGGCCAAGAAAACGAUUUGGAGCCUCUAGAUUUGGAUAGACUAAAGGACGAGAUCAAUUCUCAUAUGGUUGUGGCAACAGUCAUUGCUGCUAUGACAUUUGCCGCUGGCUUUUCUAUUUUUGGAGCAUAUAAUGACUCUGAACCAGAUGCAGGAAUUACUACAUUAUUGAACAAACCCAUGUAUGACGUCUUUGUGAUCUGCAACACUGUCGCCAUGUUCAGCUCGAUAAUUUCAAUUGUGAUCAUUCUUUGGAGACAGAUCAAUGAUUCGCACGCUGUGCUUCAUGCCCUUGAAAAGGCAAGGCAACCGUUGCUCACUGCUCUUGCUACAAUGUCCAUGGCCUUCAUGGCAGGAGUCUACGUGACUGUAAGCAAAUGCACUUGGAUCGCCAUUUUAGCCUUAAUUAUCGGAAGCACUGCCCUCUUUGUUAUCUUGAGUCUUUACAUGGCCUUGUUUGUUCCGCUCGGGUACAAUUGCCGUCUUGUCCAGUUCUUCGCGGACUACAUCAUUAGAGCUGGUAUAUCAAUUUCCAGAAGUGUGACCGUAGAAAGGGCCACGUGGCAGCCGCACUAUCCUCUUGGAAUCCUCAAUCCUUCCGCUGGAUGUCCUGAAAUUGAUCCGAUACCAGCAACAAAUGUCAUCGACGGAAACUCAAAAUAUUGAGAUAGAAGUCUUUGUCAAAGAUAGAAAUAAUAAGCAAGGGUUUUCCUUUCAUUCUUCUUGCCCGCCGCGGCCGCACAAAGGAAAAAAGAAAAGCGUACAUAGACUCUCCUUGGACAGUCGUACCUAAAGUUUUUGCUUUGGACUAGCACCUGGCUAAUUGUACCGUGAGUUUUACAUUUGUCAAUUUGUAUAUGCUUUGAGUUUGACUUUAAUUUAAGUGUGAAAAAUACUCAAGUGUUAGAGUGAUUGUAACUCUAAUACU